CGUGCAGCGGUCUACUCAGUGGAACUGAAACAAUUCGUUUAGCAAUUUGGACAGAGCCUAAAAACUAACCAUCGCAAGGAAUGGUUUCAGUAUGUUUCCGCUGAAUGAACAAAUAUCUGGUCACAGAAAAUUCAUUUAGGUAUCCUGCUAGCUAGCCAGCCAGCCCCGGAACACCACCGGCAAGGAAACCUUUAGCAAGCUAGGCAGCUACUUGUGUGGCUCUUUUCCAGACUCGGACAGCAAUCAAGCCGGCAAGAGAGCUGUCGAGAUGUUGUAACCAUGGACAGCAGAAUAAACGAGAAUCCUGAGAAAACAUUUGAUCUGGUACUACAGGUGGAAUGUCCGACAUCUGAAAAUGAAGAUCCAGCGGUGUUGUGGAAGUUCCCCCAGGACUUCGGAGACCAGGAGGUGCUGCAGACCGUACCCAAGUUCUGCUUCCCCUUUGACGUUGAGAGGGUUUCGCAGAAUCAGGUGGGCCAGAACUUCACGUUUGUCCUCACGGACAUCGAGAGCAAGCAGAGGUUUGGCUUCUGUCGGCUAACCUCAGGAUGUAGGCUCUGCAUUUGUCUUCUCAGUUAUCUCCCAUGGUUCGAGAUUUACUAUAAGCUGCUAAACACUCUGGCAGACUACUUGGCAAAACACCAGGAAAAUGACUUGAAUGACAUGUUAAAAUCAUUGCACAGCCACCCGGUGCCAAAGCCAAACACUCCUGUCAAUCUGAGCGUGAAUGAGCGGUUGCAUAUUGCCACUGGGCAAGUUGUGAAAGAUCCACAAAGCCAGGAGCCGCACUCAUACUUCAUAGCUCCUGAUAUUAAUGGACUCCCUACCAUUCCUGAAAGUAGAAAUCUGACUGAAUAUUUUGUUGCUGUGGAUGUGAACAACAUGCUGCAGCUCUACGCCAGUAUGCUGCACGAACGACGCAUCAUUAUUACCUCAAGCAAGCUUAGCACUUUAACUGCAUGUGUUCACGGGUCUGCCGCCAUGCUGUAUCCAAUGUACUGGCAACACAUUUUCAUCCCUGUGCUUCCUCCACACCUCCUGGACUACUGCUGUGCUCCCAUGCCAUAUCUCAUCGGAGUCCAUCUCAGUUUGUUAGAGAGAGUAAGGAGCAGAUCACUGGAAGAUGUAGUCAUCUUAAAUGUUGACACGAACACCCUGGAAAGCCCUUCGGAUGAUCUUCAGAAUCUGCCCGGUGAUGUGGUCUCCACUCUGAAGAGCAAGCUGAAGAAGCAGUCCACAGCGACGGGCAGCGGGGUCGCCCGGGCCUUCCUGCGGGCCCAGGCCGCCCUGUUUGGAUCCUACCGAGAUGCCUUGAGAUACAGACCUGGAGAGCCAAUCACUUUUUGUGAAGAAAGCUUUGUUGCCCACCGGUCUAGCACUAUGAGAUGCUUUCUUGAAAUGGCUGUGAACCUCCAGCUCUUCAAACAGUUCAUUGAUGGCAGACUGGCGAAAUUAAAUGCAGGAAGAGGCUUCACAGACAUCUUUGAGGAGGAAAUCACAGAGGGGGGUUUCUGUGGAAGUAAUUCAAGGUCUUAUCAACAGUGGAUGCAAACAGUUAAGAAAGGAGGUGCUUUCAUAAAUACUGCAGUGACCAAGGCCAGCCCAGCAGUGAGGACCGCCUACAAAUUUGCCAAAAGUCACGCCAAGCAAGGAAUCAAGGAAAUGAGGAGCAGGUUGAAACAAAGGGAGGCGGAGGACGACGAUGGGCCUGUCUGCGCGGGGUCUCCCACCAGCACGAAAAGCCUCUCGCCAAAGAGGCUGCAGAAGAGAAGAAAGCAUUAUUACACAAAGUCCCCAAAGAGCAUGGGCUGUCCUGACUUUGUUAUAGAUGAUGACGAGUUGGACACAGCUAGCAAGAUUUCUUCAGAAGACAGCGGGGAAGUCCCUUCCUACACCGAAGACAGUGAUGACUCUUACGACCUAGACGCUGACCGCCAGAGUACCGGUCAGAUGAACCUGCUGGAGGAGAUCCUGGACACACUGAGUACCACUAGCACUGAACAGGGCAAGCUGUCUGGAGCCAAGAGUCUGGACUUCUUCAGGUCUAUGGAUGACAUCGACUACAAGACUAUAAAUAAGUCCAACCCGCCCAGCGAGAGUAACCUGGCCCAGCUGUGCAACAGCGGGGCAGAGCAGAUGACCUGGAACUUGGGGCAGGAUGACAGCGCCCUUCACGGGAAGCACCUGCCCCCUUCCCCGCGCAGGCAGAGUGUGAGGGGGCCGCGGGAGUCCCUGCACGCCGCCGCCGAGGACGAUGGCGACGACGUCACCCCGCCCUGCGUGCCUCCCGCGGGAGACCCCCCCGACGCGGGAGACCCCCCCGACGCGGGAGACACCCCCGCCGCAGGCGACACCCCCGCCGACUCGGAGCCCUCGACUGACCCCCAAAGCCCCGAGCAGCAGCAGCCCGCCCCCUGCAGCGCCCUCCGGAGGAAAGUGCUGUCCAAACGCGUGCUGAGGCACUACCACGACCGAGGCCAGCAGGAGCACAACGCCAGCCCCAAGCCCCGGCAGCCCUCCAUGCUGGUCCCCUGGGAGAAGGAGAAGGAGAGGGAGAGGGAGAGGGAGGAGAGCGGGGAGGGCUGCGGGAAGGCUCCAGGAGAGGACCAGGGCCUGCUGGAGGAAAUUGAGUCCGUGUACCGCCUGAGCUCGGCUCUCCACGCCGGCCUCCAGCUGUCUGAGCUGAGUAGCAACACCACUGACGAGUCCUGAUUCCACGAGGUGGGGGGGGGGG
Megalops cyprinoides (Indo-Pacific tarpon) is the source of this 2734-nucleotide messenger RNA. It is a transcript of the gene dennd1b, whose product is annotated as DENN/MADD domain containing 1B. Gene Ontology annotation, molecular function: phosphatidylinositol phosphate binding; guanyl-nucleotide exchange factor activity. Lineage: Eukaryota; Metazoa; Chordata; Actinopteri; Elopiformes; Megalopidae. Gene Ontology annotation, biological process: endocytic recycling; endocytosis. Bases 280 to 2712 code for a protein of 810 amino acids. The transcript is spliced from 23 exons. The record is from RefSeq and is a predicted model, not a curated record. Gene Ontology annotation, cellular component: nuclear speck; intracellular membrane-bounded organelle; cytosol.